UGGAAAACCGGAAAACAUUUAUUGUCCAUUGAUAUUUGAUAUUUGAUAGUUUGAUACUUAAAUCUUAGACCAACUGUCUGGUCCUAGUGUGUACUGUUAAAACUUAAGAGUUAAAGUAUUGUGUAGUGUGUUUAGUGUUAGUGCUUAGUGCACUAAUUGACUUAGUGUUAAUAACUACUUCGUAUGCCGAAAGUUCGUAGAAGUCGGAAACCUCCUCCGGAUGGGUGGGAACUUAUAGAACCUACGCUAGAAGAAUUGGAACAGAAAAUGAGAGAAGCUGAAACUGAAUCUCAUGAAGGAAAACGAAAAGUUGAGGCGCUGUGGCCAAUUUUCAAAAUUCAUAACCAGAAAUCAAGAUAUAUUUAUGAUUUAUUUCAUAGGCGUAAAGCUAUUUCUAGAGAAUUGUAUGAUUUCUGUUUGCAAGAAAAAAUUGCUGAUCAAAAUUUAAUAGCAAAAUGGAAAAAACAAGGUUAUGAAAACUUAUGUUGUCUUCGCUGUAUUCAAACAAGGGAUACAAAUUUUGGUACUAGCUGUAUUUGCAGAGUCCCAAAAUCUAAACUUGAAGAAGGUCGAAUUGUGGAAUGUGUGCAUUGUGGAUGUAGAGGUUGUUCUGGUUAAAUAAAAACUGAAAACGAGUUAAACGUUAA
This is a messenger RNA of Melanaphis sacchari, 647 nucleotides long. It is a transcript of the gene l(1)10Bb, whose product is annotated as protein BUD31 homolog. Gene Ontology annotation, biological process: mRNA splicing, via spliceosome. Bases 184 to 618 code for a protein of 144 amino acids. Gene Ontology annotation, cellular component: nucleus; spliceosomal complex. Lineage: Eukaryota; Metazoa; Arthropoda; Insecta; Hemiptera; Aphididae. The transcript is spliced from 4 exons. The record is from RefSeq and is a predicted model, not a curated record.